AUGGAAUUACAGAGAAAGUACUGCAGCAAUCUUUUCUUUUUUCUUCUUCUUCUUCAUUCAUUCUUCUUCUCAGGAUCUGUUGAUGCUUACAAGAACUACACAGUAGGAGACUCUUUGGGUUGGUAUGAUAACCUCCAAAACCCCAAACUUAAUUACCAGAAAUGGGUUGCUGCCAAGAACUUCAGCUUGGGAGAUUUUCUCAUUUUCAACACUGACACGAACCACUCGGUUGUGCAAACAUAUAACUUGACGACAUACAAGCUGUGCGAUUACGACGAUGCUCAAGAAAACGACACGAUCCAAUGGUCGUCGGCAGACCCAUCAAACACGGCCCCACAUCCAGUCUCCGUGGAAGUGCCUUUGCUGAAAGAGGGCAUGUCGUAUUUCUUUUCGGGCGAUUACGACGGCGAGCAAUGCAAGAAUGGCCAGCACUUUAAGAUCAACGUCUCUCAUGGCCAAGGCCUGCCCAAGAGCUUACAAGACCCGGCCGCACAGAAUCAGUCCCCAGGUCCAGCAAGCGGACCCCAGUCUGGUAACGACGAUGAUUCGGUCCCGGAUACAAUCGUUCCUUCCAAUUUCGAUCACCCCCACGAGGACGACACAGAGGAGAAAAACCCAUCUGGGUCGGUUGCUUUAUCAAUUUAUGUGACGCAAGGAAUGGCAUUGGUUUAUUCUAUUGUAACAAGUUAA
Prunus armeniaca (apricot) is the source of this 690-nucleotide messenger RNA. The record is from the annotation of a GenBank genome assembly. NCBI's taxonomy places the organism in Eukaryota, Viridiplantae, Streptophyta, Magnoliopsida, Rosales, Rosaceae.